AUGGCAUUUCAUGCAAAGAUACAAGGGGGGUCUUUGAUGGAAUACAUCAAAGCCCCCAGAGCGAAAUACACAAUAGUAGGAGAAGCUGUACGAAACAUCUUCCCUGCUCAGAUGCAAUGCUCAUACGGAUGUGGAGGCGAAGCCUGCAAGUUUGACAAUCCGUGUUACUGGAGUGAAGAUCAGCAGGCCAUAAAAGGCCUCUAUUCAUCCUGGAUUACUGACCAUCUUCUUGCCAUGUCCAGACCUUCAACAGAAAUCAUUGAAAAGUAUGACGUUAUUGAUCAGUUCAAAAGGAACGGUAUUAAAACUGUGAUCAACCUGCAAGUACCCGGAGAACAUGCGUUCUGUGGAAAACCUCUGGAGCCAGAGAGUGGGUUUUCAUACCACCCAGAAGUCUUCAUGAAAAACAACAUUUAUUUCUACAAUUUUGGCUGGUGUGACUACGGCGUGGCCAACCUCACCAGAGUGCUGGACAUGGUGAAGGUCAUGGCCUUUGCUCUGCAGGAGGGAAAGGUGGCGGUCCACUGCCACGCGGGCCUCGGACGAACAGGUGUGCUGUUAGCAUGUUUUUUGGCCUACUCUACCAGAAUGAAUGCUAACCAAGCUAUUUCAUAUGUACGUGCCAAACGGCCCAGCUCAAUUCAAACCCGAGGCCAGCUGCGCUCCGUGAGAGACUUUGUUCAGUUCCUUAACCCCCUGAGAAGUGUCUUCUCUUGCGCUCAGCCUCAGUCCAACCCAGUCACCCUGUCCCAGUACCUUAACCGUCAGAGACAUAUCCUGCAUGGCAAUGAGAGAAAGGAGCUGAGACACCUGCCUAAAAUUAUCCAUCUGGUCUGCAGGCUGCUGGUGGACAUUGCAGAGAAUCGUGAGGUGAUAGAGGAGGAUAUUCUUGAAGCUCCUGAUGUUCAUGACAUAGAAAUGACUCUCAAUAUAAUUGAGAAGAUGGGGCCUGAAAUAUUUGCCAAGGAGCCUCGUUUACCAGGUUCUCCCACCUUACCCAGACACUUCCACGAGCCGCCCAUCUUCUACCACCGCAAAAGUCUGAGCUACAGCGAGUCUGACUUGAGGCGGCUGGGCUCGCAGCUGAACCUUCUCACACAACCUCUGACCUCUUCAUUUACCUCCGAGGUCAACCUCCCCGCAUCCCAGAGUCAAGAUCAGAACAGCAGCACAUCCGAUGUAUCCCACAGCUCAACUGGUACCCUCUGGCAAAUCAAGAACGUGGAAAACCAAAAUGAUGGAACAACUGUGCUGAAGAAGACGAAGAGGGAAGCAGUGCAACGCAGUGAGUCAGUGGGAAACGAUAAAUCAGACGAAAAGGGACGCAUGGUGAGGUGGAAGGCAGCGCAGAGAGACGAGCUGGAAGUAAACGGGGCGACGUUUCAAAACAAAGAGGAGCAGUCGGAGGUUCCCUGCAUCACCUUGCAGUCGGAGUUGUCUCUAGAAGCCAGGAGGUUGUUGGUGGCACAGGCACUGGCAGUGGACCUGUUUCUUGAUGGGCAAGAGGAGCAUAAGAACAGAGUGUUGGUCUGGCAGGCAGAGCUGAAUCAAGGCAGUGCAUGGGAGCGGCUGUGCACGGAACGAGAUCCCUUCAUCCUCACUGGACUCAUGUGGGCCUGGCUGGAGCAGCUCAAAGAGCCCGUCAUCUCCUUCCAAGAUGCCGAAGCCCUGAAUCCUGACAUCGGCUAUACCAAGCCUGUCCUAAACACGCUCGGCCAGGCUCCUAAAGAAACCUUAACAUGCAUACUGGACUGCAUGGCUCACAUGCAGAAGAUUUCAGAGGAGGUUGAAAAUGCAUUCCUGCAGCGUACCAUCAGAGCUUUCACCAGGAUGAAUAUAAAUACUGAGGACGGGAGGAAAGUUUACGAGUCUCUCCCUUCCGUUCUGAGGAGUCUCCUUAAGGACAUGAGAUCUGUGGCCAUGGGAGAAGAGCAGAGAUCAUAAUUCCUUUAUU
Molecule: messenger RNA, 1954 nt
Organism: Nematolebias whitei (Rio pearlfish)
Lineage: Eukaryota; Metazoa; Chordata; Actinopteri; Cyprinodontiformes; Rivulidae
Gene: ptpdc1b
Product: protein tyrosine phosphatase domain containing 1b
Exons: 9
Coding region: 1-1944 (647 amino acids)
Biological process (GO): cilium assembly; protein dephosphorylation
Molecular function (GO): protein tyrosine/serine/threonine phosphatase activity
Source: RefSeq, a predicted model, not a curated record